UGCUAGCCCAGCCCCAGCGGCACACACGCGCACGCUCCUUUUUAUUUCGCCCGUUUCCUCCAAGCCAUCCAUCCGUCCGUCCCAUUUCUUCCUCCUGCUCCAACCCCCCCGCCCACCGAUCCCCAAGCCGGUACUGGCCCGCGCCACGUCGCACCGCAUCGCCGGCGGUGAGGCCGAUCCGUCGCCGCGCAGCGCCGCCGGGCAAAUGGGAGUUGGGCGGUGAUGGGCGCGGCGAGCUCGAGGCUGGAGAAGGCGCUGGGCGAGCAGUUCCCCGAGGGCGAGCGGUACUUCGGCCUCGAGAACUUCGGCAACACCUGCUACUGCAACAGCGUCCUCCAGGCACUUUACUUCUGUGUUCCUUUCCGCGAGCAAUUACUGGAGUACUAUGCAAACAAUAAAAGCGCCAGCGAUGGCGAAGAGAACAUGUUAACCUGCUUAGCUGACCUUUUCUCUCAGAUCAGCAAUCAGAAGAAGAAAACUGGUGUUAUUGCUCCUAAGCGUUUUAUACAACGACUGAAGAAACAGAAUGAGCUUUUCCGCAGCUAUAUGCAUCAGGAUGCUCAUGAAUUCCUGAAUUUUUUGUUGAAUGAGCUAGUUGACAUUCUCGAGAAAGAAUGUAAAGCUAAUAAAGAACCUUCUCAAAAUUCAUCUUCGAAUAAGACUUCUAAUGGCCCUAGUAAUGGUCAGCCCAAUGGUAGUCAUAAAGAACCGGAUACUACAUGGGUCCACAAAUGCUUCCAGGGAAUAUUGACUAAUCAAACAAAAUGUCUGAGAUGUGAAACCGUCACUGAUAGAGAUGAAACAUUUCUUGACUUGAGCCUGGAUAUAGAACAAAAUAGUUCAAUCACCAGCUGCCUUAAAAACUUCAGCUCAACAGAAACUUUGAACGCCGAGGAUAAGUUCUUCUGUGACAAAUGCUGCAGUUUACAAGAAGCACAGAAAAGAAUGAAGAUAAAGAAACAGCCAAACAUCCUGGUAAUCCAUCUCAAGCGCUUCAAGUACAUCGAGCAGCUUGGCCGCUACAAAAAGCUGACAUACCGAGUCGUUUUCCCACUGGAGCUUAAACUCAUGAACACGGUCGACAAUUCUGACUUGGAAUACUCCCUCUUUGCUGUGCUAGUCCACGUCGGAAGUGGGCCAAAUCAUGGCCACUACAUCAGCGUGGUAAAGAGCCACAACCACUGGUUGUUCUUCGAUGAUGAGACUGUUGAGAUGACCGAUGAGUCCAUGGUACAGACAUUCUUCGGCUCGGCACAGGAGUUCAGUGGUAACACCGACAAUGGCUACAUACUCUUCUACGAAAGCGUCGCUAAAACAAGCUGAUGCCUUCCCGCGUAUCUCGUGAUUAGCAACACAGUUUUUUCAUUUUGUCCCCACACCUACUGCUCCGUGCUAUAUAGAAGAUUCGGUAAAAUUAGAAUAAUUCGAAUGGCAAGACCAUUCAACCUUAGAUGCUUUGGUGGAGUCAGUGUUUAGCAAUAAAGAAGCUGUGACGAGUUUUGCGGGUGGGUGCUGUAGCCGCCAAAGCUUGCAGUCUUCUUGCUGUUGUUUUCCGUUGUGGCACAAGUUUGUAUCGAUCUGGAAUAAUGUUUCUUAAGAGGAUCUUAUCAUGUGAAGAAGAGAUGCUUGUAUCUUGAAGCCUUCUGGCUUUGUAAAAUUUUGAUUGGGAGAGCUUCUGCUGA
This is a messenger RNA of Triticum urartu, 1682 nucleotides long. RefSeq names its product ubiquitin carboxyl-terminal hydrolase 3. Lineage: Eukaryota; Viridiplantae; Streptophyta; Magnoliopsida; Poales; Poaceae. Gene Ontology annotation, cellular component: cytosol; nucleus. Gene Ontology annotation, molecular function: cysteine-type deubiquitinase activity. The record is from RefSeq and is a predicted model, not a curated record. Gene Ontology annotation, biological process: protein deubiquitination.